UUACUGAAUACAACCCGUAAACACUUCGGGAACGGAGGUCGACAUCGUAUCAAGCACACUUUACCGAGCAUUGUGUUCGCAGUCUAUCAGCUGGCGAUUCGAUUCGCGGCUGAAAAUAAAGACGAUGUAAGGGAGGAUGUGCUAUUGUUCAUUGGUUCUGGAUUUGUUCUGUUUUGA
Messenger RNA from Anisakis simplex (herring worm), 177 nucleotides. The record is from the annotation of a GenBank genome assembly. NCBI's taxonomy places the organism in Eukaryota, Metazoa, Nematoda, Chromadorea, Rhabditida, Anisakidae.